AGUUCCUUGCAGUCUUUGCAGCUCUGGGUUCCACGCCUGCCCACUCUCAUGGGCGGAAAGGCUCCGGGCACCGCCACCCACAGCCUUGCCCAGGACUGAGUGGCUGCCGAACACUGGAAAACCACACUGAAACUCAUCAUGCCCAUCAAGCCUGUUGGGUGGAUAUGUGGGCAGGUGCUGAAGAACUUUUCUGGAAGAAUCGAGGGAAUCCAAAAAGUAAUCAUGGACCUUGUAGAUGAGUUUAAAGAUGAUUUCCCAGCCAUCCUCAGAAUGUCGCAGUCCAAUCAGAAAAGAGAGCCUGUGCAGAAAACAUCCAGAAUCCGAAUGGCGCUGGCGUUAGCUAGGAUCAAUCGGGGGACGUUGAUCCGAGGCCUGAGCAGCCUCUCCAGAUCCUCCAAGUCCCUGGCCAGGCUCCUGCAGCCUCAACUCACCUGCCGAAUUGUGGAGCUGAGAACGCUCGCCCGCCGGCUGCUGCGGGAGGUGAACCUGCCCCGGCAUCCCCUCUACCACACUCAGGCCCGGAACAGUUCUCUCUUUGAAAUCCUUUCCUUUCCAGCAAAGACAGCGCUAACCAGCAUAAUGUACGCCUCCUAUGCAGCCCUCAUUUAUCUGGCAGUCUGUGUUAACGCUGUGCUGGAGAAGGUGAAGACCAUUUUCCAAGAAGAAGAGUCCUUCAGGGAAACCAGAGAGCAAGAGGAACGUUCUAGAAGAGCCUUUUCCGAGCCCACACUCACAGAACCUGGGUUUUCUGAAAGUGGAAUCAAACUGAAACCUUACAGGUCACUGCCGGAGAAUCCAGACCACAUCGCACCUCGCCCCAAGCUUCCUGCUAGCAAGCAGAAUAACAAGAUCCAGGUCUUACAUUCGGUGUUCGACCAGGCGGCUGAACUGGACGAGUGAGCUGGUCUGAGCAAAGAUACCCCUCCGCAGAGCCCAGGGCUUGUCCAUCGAGUGGCACCCUUCACCUGCCGGAACUCCAAGGUGGGUCUGCAUUCACUGAGUGCUCUCCCAUUUACCACGAGAGGCUGGGGAGCGGGAAGAGCAUCAUUCUCUAGUGUUUAUAUAGUAGAGAAAAUAAACUGAAGUUGAUGCAGAAUA
Ochotona princeps (American pika) is the source of this 1098-nucleotide messenger RNA. It is a transcript of the gene SPATA9, whose product is annotated as spermatogenesis associated 9. The coding region runs from base 139 to 900 and encodes 253 amino acids. The transcript is spliced from 5 exons. The record is from RefSeq and is a predicted model, not a curated record. Lineage: Eukaryota; Metazoa; Chordata; Mammalia; Lagomorpha; Ochotonidae.